Molecule: messenger RNA, 1980 nt
Organism: Linderina pennispora
Lineage: Eukaryota; Fungi; Kickxellomycota; Kickxellomycetes; Kickxellales; Kickxellaceae
Exons: 1
Coding region: 12-1808 (598 amino acids)
Source: RefSeq, a predicted model, not a curated record
AUAUAUUCAGCAUGCUCCUGCACGAUAACCCCGCUAUCACGGAAAAACGAGACCCACUAAAAAGAAGAUUGAGUAGCGAUGAGCCUCCACCCCGCCCUGCUGCCGUUGCUCAUGCCCUCUCCCUGACUGGUGUCUGCCAAGCGUGGCGAGACAUCGCCUUGAAUAUACUGUUUGAGGACGCUUUCUUCGAGGACUCUCCCAAAACCAAAGUCGAUGUUGGAUACCCGCAGUGGAUAUGGCCAUCCAAAGUACUGUCGUCCCUGGCUGCUGCCCUCCACCUUGGCAUCGGAGCCAAGGUCCGGUCGAUGAGCGUUGACGUUGACCUCCGCCGACUGGUAAAUGGUGCAUCUCUGAGGGAGUGGCCAAACAACCCUGUCUACGGCAAGGUAUUCAACACAGUCAUGACCCUCAACAUCAACCUUGUUGCUGGCGUCGGUAUCGACCACAACGCACUGAAUAGCGACGACAGAUCCGAUCAGUUCUGCAGCAUCAUCUCCAAUGUGUUCCCCAAUGCCCGUGCCAUCAGACUGCUGCUGGUGGACAGGCACUGGGACAUCCUCUAUGGCGAAUUCAUGGAAACCAUGUACCUCAAACUCCUGGAUGGCAAAGGCAGUGUGACUCUAGGGCCGAGGGACACCCUGUUCCGUGCCACCGACUUUGACUAUAUUAUCCCUGAGAUCGACACCCCGCUCACUAAGCUCACUAUUCGUGACAUCCGGUCAUGCUCUGCGGCAUGCGACCUUAUCCGGAAGCACGCUAGUACACUGGAGGAACUAGAUAUCACAUGCCUCUGCGAGAGGUACAUGUUCUAUAUAGUGCAGGAUAUGGAUGAUGUUGAUGUGAUCUACCCACAGCUUCGCAAACUGUCAGUAAAAGAUGGCAACGGCAUAAACUCGCACAUAGAUAACACCAUAUGGACUGUAAACUGGUUCCCUGCGCUCGAAGACUUGUCAUGCAGCACUGAAUCCCCUGAAGUGCAUACCAUGGUCAUCAAGCUCACCAGCACUACACUGAAGCGUGCAGUUCUCAAGAUGUCAUCGGCAUGCUGCUAUAGUCUCCUUUAUGGAAACACAUUCGAUGACUGCCAGUAUCCAGAAAUGGAGUACUUUGACGCCACAUACACCACAACCCAGGACUACUCUAUGGAGACUAUUGACGCAUCUCUUCUCAUGGGCAGCACAGCAACGGUGUUAAGGUCGGUGGGCGGCGACACUCUUGCCUACAACGAAGUCAAGGAGGAUCUCGAAGCCACCAACCCCCUGCUCCAGGUAUUUGAGACGUCAAGCAUAGCCGCUACAUUUGAUGAGGCACUGGAGUUCGUCAAAUCGAGACCGCACUUGCGCCAAUUUGGCAUAAACAUCGUGUUCCCCGAGGAGCAAUUGGAUCAGUAUCUCGAACAUGCCCAGUGCUAUGGGCGGUGCACUGUUGAUUCAGAGAAGGAAACAGAGCACACCGAGGUGCUGCUUCCUGAGCUAAACGUUAGGUGCUUUAUCGACAACCACAUGGAUAUGAUUUGUGCCCAGAACGAUUAUCUCGAGGAGAUGUUCCGGAGGCACCAUCCGGUUUCUGAGCGACUGAUCGCAUUUGAGGCAACCAGAUACUGCAUGUUUGCUGCUCGUGAGUCGUUGGUGGUUGCCAGUGUGGUCAUUGUUCAUCUGGCACUGCUGUUCCCGACCGUCAACCAGAUCUACUGGGGAAUGAAGGAAUACAAACGCGUCAUAUACCGCAGUGACCUUCGGCAGCAUGCAUCGUUUAGAGCUAUGGAAGAGCGUCUACUUGCUUUAGUAUCUGGAGGCACCCUUGAAUAAUUUUUGUAAUGUGCUCACAUUCAUUCUGUUAGAGGGUUGUGAACUUGUAGCCUAUUGAGGAACGGGCUGAGACAUCCAAAGAUAUAUAUUGGAAGAGUAUGAAAGAACGUGGGAAAGCACUAAGGAGAAAAAUAGUAGAAAGUGAAGGAGCUCUGCCCUGGACCAGAUAUAU